UUUUAGAGAGACUAAAACGAAAAGUUGAUAUAUUUAUAGGGACCAAAAACAUAUUUAAAUCAUGAUUAUAUUAAGAGAAUUUAAGUUCUUGAUCCAUGUGAGAUUGUUUCUUUUAUACUGUGUAUUAUGCAGCCCAAUGCAUAUAUUAUAUAUAUGCACGUGUGCACACCCUUCUCUUUUUUAUAGAUAAUAUCUGUAUACUCUUUCAUCAAGACAAAAUGCUUAUUAAAUUUUUGGCUUAUUCGAUCAUCCGGUUCCUUAACUUAAUUGAUUGUCUUAAUUUGGUCCCCUAACUAUAAUUUGUAUUAAUUUGGUCCCCCUAUAUUUUGCUCCGUUACUAGUUUUAGUCCUUUCUGUUAACGUUUUUUUUGAGAGAAACUAGCAAAAAAGACUAAAACAAGUAACAAAGCAAAGCAUAGGGGACCAAAUUGGUACAAAUUAUAGUUAGGAGAUCAAAUUGAGACAAUCAAUUAAGUUAAGGGACCGGGUGAUUGAAUAAGCCUAAUUUUUUUUUUUUUAUAGCAGAUAUCAGAGCUCUUCCAUUCCACCAAAUAUGUUUCUCUCAAGAAUACUAAAAUAACUUUUCUUAGGUAAUAAUAUUCUGUUUCUGUUGCUUUUUGGCAAUUCAAUUGAAGUAGUGUUUGAACACAGUCUAAACUUUAAAUACUAAUCAAACCUUAAUUAUGCGAUUUGAUUAUUCAGCAACCAAUAUGUUUGUUUUCUUUCAACUGGGGAUGACCUGCAUUGACUUGGUGCCCUGUUGAUUUUACUAACAUGAACAGAAAGUAUAAGAAACUUUUGCAAGGAUUGGCCAUCUUUUUUUGUAAUUAACGAAAACAACAGAAGUGCCUGUUUAAACUUGAAAACGUAACCUUUGCUUUUCUAAGUUUCAUAUAUUAUUUGUUCCGGACUAGACCAAGGCCUACCCAAACUGGACAUCUGCAACACAAGCUCGGAUCCGAACUGACGCGCCUUUCAAUUGAAAUGGUAGGUAAUUAAGGGGACAACAUACAGUUAAAUAUAGAAUAGUAUAUGUGAGUUGUGCCUCGGAUGCUCCUAUGAUAUUGCUGUUAAUUAAGGUAACAACCUCACUCAGGCUUUCAUAACAAGACAAUGCAACUGUUAAUAAAACAUGUUGGUGAGUUGUCAUUGACAGCAAGCAUGGAAAAACUUCAUUAAUCUCAUGGUUGUAAUAAAAUUUCAUACACAUGAAAAUGCAACCUCUUGAAAAUUUCACUUAUCUAAAUUCUCAAGUUAAUGGAAAAAGUAUAUGGCCCGGAAUACAAUGAAUAUGAGAGAGAAGCGCACGUGCAUAUGUUAAUGCAUGUUUUCUUUCUAUUUUUCAUUCACAAAAACUGAAACAAUGAUAUUAAUCAAAAUCCAAAACCAAGACUUUUCUUUGCCUUUCAUUGAGAUCACUCUCAUUUGCCUCUCUGCAUUAAGAUUUUUCUUUACUCAAGCCAAAAAAAUGAACAGUUAAGUGUUAGGAAUAUAUAAAUGUUUUGGUAAAAUACCUUAACCUUAUUCUUUUGCUACCAUUAUAUUAGUUCUUAAGCAAUUUAAGUAUUUGAAGUUGUUAACAUUGUGUAGAGUUAAAGGGUAUCUUCCAUUUGACUUAAUUUCCAGUCCAAAACCAGAGAUUUUCAGAUAAAAUUAAUUGCUUAGUCCUCAAUGGUAGAACAUCAAUCCUGUGCUACCUUGGUCAAUGCCUCUACAUUUUGUGAUAUAGAACAAGAAGUGAAUGGAGAUAAUGUCAACGAUGUUUCUCAGAUUUCAGCCGAGUUGGAAAGGGAAAGGAAGAAGAAUGCGGAGCUCAUGGAAAAAAUAUCUAUGCUCGAAGCUCAGGAAAAUAAUCAGCAUGCUGUUGCAAGAAGCUUCAAGAAUUUCAAAAGGAAAAAGAAUGAAAUGGUGGAUGAUGAAAUAGAGAAUAUGAAUAUUUUCAAAAGUGAGUACAAGCCUGACAAUACUGAAGCCAUUGUUCCUAAAGAGAUUAAUUCAGAAAAGCCAUUGAUAAAUUGGAUGAGAAUGGAUGAAAGCCAAAAUUUGCAUUUUGAAAAACUUAACGACUGUGACUCUGUUGCAGAUUUCAAUGAAACAAAAAGUGGUGACAGCAUGCAAUGGUAAUUAUUUUGAUGAAUUGGAUAACAAUCAGAUACAAGAGGAAAUUAAUGACAUAGUUGAAACUGUUAGCUCGCAAAAAGGUUACCUUGCUGAUCAUAUUGAUGAUGAAUUAGAUGUAACAUGUACGGAAACUUUUUCUGUUCAUGUGAAUAAACCAAAUCCAACAGGUAACAUGAGACAAGAAGUACAAGAAUAUCAAAAGACAAGUGACAUGUUACUUGCUCCACAUUCAAAGAAGGUUGAAGUCAAAACGCAACAAGGGAAUAAAAGUAAAGAGGCUGAAGCAUAUGCAGCAGCACUCGAGGUUCCUUCUUUAGGAUCUGUACGCGUAUCGGAGAAUAGAAAGUCACAGAAGGCGGCUUUCUGUCCAAAAGAAGUUAAAAGGAUAAUUGAAUCUGAAGCCCUGAAACAAAAAAACGCUCAGUCUCACACUAUAAGGAAAAUUAUAGUUUUUGCAUCACUUGGCAUAAGACAUGGGUGUGAAGAUAUGUAUGAAUUGAAAUUCAACCAUUUUAGAAUUUUGAAGAAAGGAGAACCAUAUGUGUCUCCAAAGAAUCCCGGUGAGCAUGUUUUAUACAUGAACCCUGGCGUUCGGAGGAAAAUAUUUUAUCCAAACCAACAAAACCCGCAACUAUGUCCUGUCCAGAUACUUGAAGAGGAAAGAGUGAUGCGUCCAUAUGAUGCUAAUUGUCCAUCAUGCUUAUUCUUGUGCAUUAAAUAUGGUGGAAGGACAAGAAAUCUUCCUCAAAAUGAAUAUGUGAGGCAGGUGAUGGGAAGAAACAAAUUGAAGUCUUUUGGUCCACUUAUGUGUCAAAUGGCGAUGUUGGUUCAUGUUCGCAGUGGAAGUUUUUUCUUCAAGGCGUUGGGCAUUACACUUUUGUUUAUGGCAGGAUUCAAAGAGAAACCAAAUACCAGAAUUUAGAUUUGCUUCAGAAAUAUUACAGGACAGAUGAAGAUGCUGAAGGGGAGGAUUUAUUCAUUCAACAUCCAAUUGCAUGUAACAAUGGCAUUCAUGAACUCCAGAGUUCAACUAAUAAAACCCUUCCUGCUAAAUCCAGAGGGAGAAAAAACGCACCUCAACAGCCAACACCAAUGAGUUCUGCAUCAACUACUCAAUUUGGUUUAACUGGCUAUUCUUCUGCUCCGACAUAUACAAUGACACCAUCAUUUUAUUCUAUUCAAUCUAAAAUUUCCCAAAAUACUUAUUCCCAUAUGCCAAAUCCAACUCAUACCCUUUAUAGUACUAAUGUAUCUGGUAAUCACAGUUCAUAUCAAAUGCUGCCACCGCAGCCAGCAGCAGCAAGUACUUUUCUACCAGUGAUGUAUUGGCCACCACCUCCACCAACUGCAUAUUUCCCUAGAUACUAUCCUUCUGCAUUUGGAUACCAAUCCUUUCCUUCUACUGAAAGUUACAUGUCAUUCCAAACACGGCCUUAUUAUUACAACUGAUAGUAAUUCAGGUGGCUGUACUGAGCUGCAUAAGCAGGGAAGGGACCAUAGGUCCACAAAUAAAUUUGCUUAAAUAGGAGGAACAAUGUACAACAAUAGAUGGUUUAUGAUUUGCAGUAGUGUCUAUGUAACAGAAAAUUUUGAACUAAAGACAAUUCCAACAUUGAUGCUUGUUUCUUUCAUUGCUAUCAUCAGGUAGGAAAUAUGAAAGACCAACCUCUAUUGAUAA
Messenger RNA from Medicago truncatula (barrel medic), 3799 nucleotides. RefSeq lists its product as uncharacterized. The transcript is spliced from 6 exons. Lineage: Eukaryota; Viridiplantae; Streptophyta; Magnoliopsida; Fabales; Fabaceae. The record is from RefSeq and is a predicted model, not a curated record. The coding region runs from base 2030 to 3043 and encodes 337 amino acids.